Salmo salar (Atlantic salmon) is the source of this 2151-nucleotide messenger RNA. RefSeq names its product progesterone receptor membrane component 2 (gene pgrmc2). The record is from RefSeq and is a predicted model, not a curated record. Lineage: Eukaryota; Metazoa; Chordata; Actinopteri; Salmoniformes; Salmonidae. Gene Ontology annotation, cellular component: membrane; endomembrane system; endoplasmic reticulum.
CCCGGGUGGGCGGGUCUUUGUGGGUCGGCUCUAUCGACAGUAUGGCGGACGAUGGCGACAACUCGAGUGGAGCAGUUGACACCAGUGGCGGGCAGAGAACUUCAGAGGAGUCUGACGGGUUCAGUCUUGGCGGGAUGUUGUUAAAUUUAAGUAUUUUAGUUUUAGUGGUUGCGAUCUGCUAUGUUAUUUAUCGGCGAUGGGGUAAACGGAUUGGUGCUGACGCGGCCCAGGCAAGCGAGGCCUCAUCUCUUCCAAAGAUGAGAAGACGUGAUUUCACUUUGGAGCAACUUGGGGAAUACGAUGGACUGCAAAACCCCCGGAUCAUGAUGGCAGUUAAUAUGAAAGUAUUCGAUGUUACCACCGGCAAAAAGUUUUAUGGUCGAGACGGUCCAUAUGGUAUCUUUGCGGGCCGGGAUGCAUCGAGGGGUCUGGCCACGUUCUGUUUGGAGAAAGAUGCCCUGAGGGAGGAGUACGAUGACCUGUCAGACCUCAACGCUGUUCAGAUGGAGUCAGUCAGAGAGUGGGAGAUGCAGUUCAUGGAAAAAUAUGAUUAUGUUGGUCGGCUAUUAAAGCCCGGGGAUGAGCCUUCAGAAUACACAGAUGAGGAGGACAUCAAGGACCACCUGAAACAUGACUGAACUGUUGCUCUGUUCUGUUCACACCACCAACCAAAGCCAGGACCCAAACAGCUGCCAGCGCCCGCCUGCCCCUCCCCCGCCCUCCUCUGUCCCCCGCCCCCCCCGCCCUCCUCUGUGCCCCGCCCUCCUCUGUGCCCCGCCCUCCUCUGUCCCCUGCCCUCCUCUCACCCUCCUCUGUCCCCCGCCCUCCUCUGUCCCCCGCCCUCCUUCCUCCUCUGAUUGGAUGGCCCAGUGGGCGGGCUCUGGACUGACUCCUCCCCUCCACCAUACAGAUCACCACCAACAGAAACCAAUGUUGACAAACUGUUUCUGGGGGAUUUGAAGGACAUUAACUUGUCUGGGUUUUGUGCUGUUAGAAUAUCUGAAAAAGGAAAAGAAACAAAACAUUGCUAGAAUGCUAGAAUUUUCCUUGUGAUGUCACGGUUCUCUUCAUGUUAACAGAAGCAGAGUGGUUGUCAAGCUGAGUGGUUGUGAUGGUCAGAGAAGACGGUGGAAAGGGAGAUCUUUUAGUUUUGUUCUUAUCCCUCCCCUCAACUGCUUUAGCAUUCGAUUUGAACCUUAUCAAUCAAUUAAUCGAUUGCCUGUGGGACUUUUGUUGAAGAAAAAAACAUUUGUUUAACGUUCCCCAAUUGAAAAGGCAGUGCUGUGGCCUAACCAAAGGCAAUGGGAGGGGAGUUGUAUGUUCCUGUGUUGGUAGUGUGUACACUACUAGGUUCUCUCUGUCAACAUGUCGUUCUGUUUGUGGGGUUCCAUGUGAUUCUAUUUGUGUGUGUGUCUUUAGUUAGGUAGAUGUCCUUGCCACAACAUAUUUAGAAUCACUCAGAUUGAUUGAUUGAUUGGGAAUACAAAGGGAAGGUCAGCUGACAGACAGUUCUAAUCAAUCAACCAUUUCCAAGCCACACAACUAGAUGUCUGUACAAUCCCCUGGACAAGAAAUGGUCAAAGUAUUAAUUGUGCCUUAUUUUGUUUUAUACUACUAAAAUCCUGACCAGUCUAAAAAAAAAAGAAAAAUAAGUAGGAGAUUUGUAAAACUAUUGUACCCUUCCUGUUUAUUAGUUCUUUAUCUUGAAGGUGUUCUAAGAGCAGUCUGCUUUAGAGGAAUCAGAUGAAGGCAUGCUCUGGUCUGAGAGAGACUCCCCACAUCACAACCUUGUAUGUGUAUAUAUAUAUAGACCUCUGUGUUACUGCCAUAUUUAUGUAGUUAAUGAUGAACUCCAUAUAUUUCUGUGUUGUAUUGGCCAAAAGCCCCAUGUUUUUUUUUUUUUUUUUUUUAAUGUGGGUGAAUUUCAAAAGGAACGUUGAAAGUGCUGUGGGGUGGGAUCGGGGAAUGUUCAAAUUUGGGAAAGAAGUCGCUUGUAAAUAUAUCUAUCAUUUUAUUGAAGCAUGUGCAACAAUGGUGAACUAUGCUGAAUUCCUGCCAAGUCAUGUAUUUAAUGUUGGGUAUGUGUCUGCAGAGAGAGACCGAGGCAAGGGAUUCCUUCAUGCAUAAUAAACUGAUUUGGUUAAUAAUUAA